Molecule: messenger RNA, 1314 nt
Organism: Myotis lucifugus (little brown bat)
Lineage: Eukaryota; Metazoa; Chordata; Mammalia; Chiroptera; Vespertilionidae
Product: ATP-binding cassette sub-family A member 8-like
Exons: 9
Coding region: 511-1314 (267 amino acids)
Biological process (GO): lipid transport; transmembrane transport
Cellular component (GO): mitochondrial inner membrane; intracellular membrane-bounded organelle
Molecular function (GO): ATP hydrolysis activity; lipid carrier activity; ATP binding
Source: RefSeq, a predicted model, not a curated record
CAUAGGUCAGAUGAUCAACCACUGAACCACACUGGCUGGGGAUUCCUAUUAGAUAUCAAUUUCAAUUUUUACCUAUAAUUCUUGCUUAUAUAUCAUUCUGAAUUUUAUCUCCCAAAAUAAUAUACACUACCUUUUUUCCUUUUCUAUAUUUAAAAUGCUCUCUAUAUUAGAUCCUAGCUUUAUCUAGUGAGGUCUCAUUCAUGAUCCUCCAGGCCAAAGGAAUGUGGCUGAGUCAUCAAGAGAAAAUGUCCAUGGAGAUCCGCUCAUUUCAGCUUGGUUUUCAGGGUCAAGUGGAAGUUAGGAAUAUCUCCAAGAUGAGCCAUCUUAAUUUGGAGCAUCUAUUGAUGUUCAGAGUGGUUAAUAUGCUUUGUUUUCCUUUUUAGAUCACCCUUUUAUGUGUGGCCAUAAUUAUAGUGGAAUCCCCUGGAUAUAUUUUACUGUUUUUUCAUCAACUUUUUCGUACCACACAUCACAAUAGUUGGCUGUAUCAUCUUACCUUUUUAUCUUUUCAUGUUUUCUACAUAUGAGGGAGAGCCCUUUGUGAUAUUCAUAUUUCCUUUCCUUCAAGUUAUCAUCUUGAUUUUUAUUCUUCGAUGUCUGGAAUGGAAGUUUGGAAAGAUAUCGAUGAGAAAGGAUCCCUUAUUUCGAAUUUCUCCAAGAAGCAGUGAUGUACACCAAAAUCCAGAGGAGCCCGAGAGGGAGGAUGAAGAUGUUGAGCUGGAAAGAGUGAGAACAGCAAAUGCCUUGAAUUCCACAAACUUUGACGAGAGACCAGCCAUUAUUGCCAGCUGUCUACGCAAGGAGUACACAGUGAGGAGGAAACACUGCUUUUCCAAGAAGAAGAAGAAAAUCGCCACAAGGAAUGUCUCUUUCUGUGUCAGAAAAGGUGAGGUUUUAGGAUUACUAGGACACAAUGGAGCUGGUAAAAGUACAUCCAUUAAAGUGAUAACUGGAGACACCAAACCAACUGCUGGACAGGUGCUACUAAAAGGCAGCAGCGAAGGGGACCCUCUGGGGUUCCUGGGGUACUGUCCUCAGGAGAAGGGGCUGUGGCCCAACCUGACAGUGAGGCAGCACCUGGACGUGUUCGCUGCGGUGAGAGGGCUGAGGAAAGCAGAUGCCACAGUCGCCAUCACACGGUUGGUGGAGGCGCUCAAGCUGCAGGAGGAGCAGAAGCGCCCUGUGAAGGCCUUGUCAGAGGGAAUCAAGAGAAAGCUGUGCUUCGCGCUGAGCAUCCUGGGAAACCCAUCGGUGGUGCUGCUGGACGAGCCGUCCACGGGCAUGGACCCCUCGGGGCAGCAGCAGAUGUGGUGA